Molecule: messenger RNA, 996 nt
Organism: Mesocestoides corti
Lineage: Eukaryota; Metazoa; Platyhelminthes; Cestoda; Cyclophyllidea; Mesocestoididae
Source: the annotation of a GenBank genome assembly
AUGGUUUCCGAGGAAUUUAGGGACUACUUGGAAAAACUCUUUAAAGCAAUGGAAAACUCAACAGAAUUCAUAGAACACGUUUCCAAUUUGCAUCAGGAGCCUCACAAUGUCAACAUCUCUCUUCUUUCACAUGAAGUGCGAGAGAAAUUAAACCAAAUAAAGUUCGAAACCAGAAACUACUUUGUCGACCUACUUGCUUCAAAGCGUAAUUCAGGAAAAGAUACCUCAGUGCAGAUUCCAUCGGAUUUAGCUAAGGCUUUAGACAUUGGCAAUACGACCAACUUUUCCGCCAUUGAUAUUGAAGAAAUAAUGAAAAUGCUGCGGGACCGUCAAAAUGCAAUUGAUCGGGAAGAAGUUCUUCUUCUUAACGAAAUCGAAGUGAUGAAGGUCCUCGAACGCUGGGAGUCGCACCUAAACGACAGCGCAGCUGAGCGUCAGAAGGCUCAGGCGGAGUUUGAGGCGGAAAAAAAGUUGCAUUCCAAAUCGGGGAAAUUCCAUGAACCAGGAAGUCGGGCACAAGAGCGUGAACAGUGGCAGAAGGGCGAUAACCUACCGGACAGCGAUUUUAAUCCACGCAUUUUCUUCCUAAUGCACGAUCUCAAUUCGGACGGCGUUUGGGACUCGGAGGAAGUAGAAGCCAUGUUGUCUGCAGAGGUCGAUCAAGUGGACGAAGAUUCACCCGAAAAGCAGCAGGAGUACCUUUUAGAGAUGCGCCAGAAGGUCUUUGAACUCAUCGACAAAGACCACGACGGUGUGAUUAGCUACGAGGAGCACAUGAAUCACAUUAACUCUCCCGAGGGUAUGGAUGACGAUGGAUGGCUGCCGGAAGAAGACGAUCUAGACGACAUGGGUCCGAUCCCAUCACAGAAGGACUUGACACACCUCGCGGCUAAGAUUAAAACUCUCGAUGAAAUUGACCCAGGGUCAAGGAUGGUCCAGAACCUUCGUGAUAGACUGAGUCGCCUGGAGCACAACCUGAACCCCACCAAACCCUGA